GUGGUGCGCAGUGCAGCCGUGGCAGUGACACUUGCCCCUGCGGCCUGCCCUGCGAUGCCUGGCAUCCCGCGGCACACUCCAGUGACUCCACCGGUGAACUGUCAGCUCUGAACAUCACGCCACCGCCACCACCAAACAUGGCGAGCGAGAAGAUCCUGCCGGUACAGCUGUACGGCACGUCCUCUCUCUGCUUUGAUAAGGACGACUUCAUGAAGGAUGACUUCUCCGUGGAUGCCUUUGUGCGGGUGCAGCAGGCGGCGGGGGGCUCAGGGCUGGAGGUGCUGCGGGACCACCUGGGUGUGUACCUCAAGAUCCUGCGCAGUGCCAUGAUAGAACUCAUCAACAGAGACUAUGCAGACUUUGUUAACUUGUCCACCAACCUGACGGGCCUCGACAGACUCAUUGAGGCCCUCAAGACACCCCUAGGCCAGCUCAGGGAGGAGGUGCUGAGUGUGGAGCGGCUGUUGAGUGAAGCCAUCGCCACCACUGCACGGGACCUGGACCAGCGCAACAAGCUCACCCAACACAAGGCCCUCCUGCACCGCCUCUCACAGAUUGCCAACAGACUAGACCACCUGGAGGAGCUGCUGAAGGGUGGGGGUCUGCGUGGGGGUGGCGAGGGGGCCGGAGGGGGGACAGAAGUGGGGGGCGGGGGUGAGACGGGCCUGGUGGAUCGGCUGGCUGCGGAGGUGAACCAUCUCAACUUCCUGGUGUCCCAUUGUGAAGGUGCUGCUCUGCUAGAUGUCUUCAGGCCGAGAGUAGCAGAAGUGUGCCGGCUGGUGGGGGGGCUGGAGCGGGGCCUGAGGGAGGGGGUGCUGAACCGUGACCUCCUCCUGCAGCAGACCCUCCGCACCCACGCCAGCCUGGGGUCCACCGCACACGCCCACCGCCUGGUCCGCACCCUCAUCAGGAAGGAGGUGCAGGAGGUGAGUGAUCAACGAGGGGCCCUUCGCAGCAACCCCCGGGGCCUGCCAGGUCUGUACGCCAACACACUCACUGUCAUCAACUCUGUGUGUCAACCUCUGCUGGCCCUCACAACUGGACGCAGGCCGGAUGUGGUGCGUGGCUACAGCUUCCUGGAGUGUUCUGCCUGGCCGGAGGUGGUGUCGGCCCUCCACACCAACGUCAAUGGAAUAUUCAACCCCGGCAACCCUGCAGUGUUCCACAAGCGCUACCUUGAGACUCUGGACUUCCUGGACAGCUUUGAGGCUCUGCUGGGGUGUCGGGCUAAGGUCGCUGCCUUCAGGGACAACACCGACUAUAACAACUUCAUGCAACUCUGGAACCUGCCUGUGUACUUCCAGAUUAGGUACCAAGAGAUAGGGCAAGCAGUGGAAGCAUCUUUGAUCCACAAUGGUGACGGACUAACCCCCUGCACCUCCGCCCCUCCUUCUGCCCUGGCCUCCACAUCCGCCUCCACCCGCUUCCACCUGGCCUCCACUCGCACUGUCUGGGAGGCGGUGGUGAGGUGUUUCUCCACUGAGGUGUUCCUGCUUCCACUUCUCCACCGGUUCUGGAAGCUUACUCUGUUGGUCCUGGCUCGUUAUCGUACCUGGGUUAUCGCCACCACCACCAGGCUGAAGGACCCCACCCUGAGCCCCCAGCCCCAGAGGAAGGUAGAUGCAGCCCCCACCACCAGCAGGCCCAGUGGUACCAAGCCCCAGGAUGCCCCCACCUCCUUAGAGAAAGCCUCACACAGCAGUAUGUGGUAUAAAAGUGUUGAUUUGAUCAAGCAGUCUGGACAAGAAUUUCACCACCACCACUACUACCACCACCACCACUACUACCAGCACCACCACUACCACCACCAGCAGGAGCAGGAGGGAGGCGGUGGGCUGGUGAGAGAUGUGCUGUUGCUGUCGUCGCUGCUGCUGCCAGACUUGUACACCAACACCAUCCUGCCUGUCGUGCCACACCUUCCCCAGGACAAACUCACCCUGCUUAGAGAGGAGCUCAAGUCACAGAGCCACGCACUGGAGGGUCUUGUUGGUGAGCUGAGCGACACCAUCACCGACAGCCUAGUCACCGCCGGCACCCUCAGGCAGGUCGCGGACACCCCUCGCCUCUACCGCAGGACCAACCGCGCCCCUCCGUCCUCCCACCAGCCCUACAUCGCCUCUGCCGCUGCCGCACUCUCCACUUUUGCUGAGGAGUGUCGUGGGAAGGUGGAUGAGGCGCUGGUGGUGCUCUGGUUAACGAGAGCUGCUGGCCAGGUGUCCCAGAGGUACCGUGGGCUGACUUACGAGGUGCUGAGUUCGGCACACAAGAUGGAGGAGUCCCUGAAGAGGCUGAAGAGGGCGCGGGACAGGGGCACCGGUGGCGGGGAAGGGGCGACAGCUGGUCUCUCGGAUCAUGACAAGAUUAGGAUACAGAUUUGCCUUGAUGUGGAGUACUUUGGGGAGCAGCUGCGCGGCCUCUCGGUGGACGUGGAGGGCGUGGACUCCUUCUCCGCGCUGCUCACCAUGGUGCAGCAGGCGAGGGAUGGCUCCUUCGUGCCCUAGGAAUCCUGCUGCCUGUGUGUGUGUGUGUGUGUGUCCUGGGAAAUCAAAAGGGGCGUGGCUGUUUGUUACUCUCUCUCUCUCUCUCUCUCUCACUCUCUCUCUCUCUCUCUCAUGAAAGGUUAUUGUAUGUCAUUUCAUUAUGGUUGGCAAGACGCUGUGAAAAUAAUCAGUGAAAUGAAUAAUAAAGUUCAUGAAGUGUUUUUUUUUUUUAAUGAAGUAAAUAAAUAAGUUAAGAAUA
Messenger RNA from Portunus trituberculatus (swimming crab), 2739 nucleotides. It is a transcript of the gene Cog2, whose product is annotated as conserved oligomeric Golgi complex subunit 2-like. Gene Ontology annotation, cellular component: membrane; COG complex. NCBI's taxonomy places the organism in Eukaryota, Metazoa, Arthropoda, Malacostraca, Decapoda, Portunidae. Gene Ontology annotation, biological process: intra-Golgi vesicle-mediated transport; protein transport; Golgi organization. The record is from RefSeq and is a predicted model, not a curated record.